GAAACUGGUCUAUUAGGAAAUCUGUUAAGAGUUAAUCAAUUAGAUAAGAAAUAUUUACUUGCAUAGUUGCCUGACAUUUUUUACUACGUUCGCAUGUGAUAUCUUAUCUCAUAGUUGUCCACUGUGUAGCCCAGCAGACACAUUACAGUACCAAGCAUCGGCAGUCGGCACCUUUCCUUUCGCAAGGAAUAUUUCAGUUUUGGAAAUAUUGUUCGUCAUGGACAAAUUUAUCACCAAUGAUUCCAGAACUGUAGAUCAGCUGGAUAUCAUACAGCAACUACACGAGAAAUGUAUGGAGUCGGUUGUGGAAUACAUUUUUUCUUUGUUAGACAUCAGCUGUUUACGUACUGCUGAAACAGUUUGUAAACUCUGGUACUCCAUCGUAAAGAAAAGAAAACUUUGGAAAAAACUUUACCAAAACCACAAUUUUAGAUCCUCCACAUUGAAUCUACUACUAGAUCGACGAACAUGUGAAGGCUUUAAUACUGCCGAAGAUGAGUUCCUGCAUAAAAGACUGUUAAACGCUUAUGAAAAAGUUCAGCAAAACUGGGUUAUAGGAACUCACGUGAAAAAAUCCGUCAAUGUUGGUCACUGCUCGCGAUUCGUCAUGGAUUCAAAGCGCGUCAUAACAAUGGAUUCGACUCUUUGUGUUACCAUGUGGAAUAGGUGGACUCUAGAGGAAGAACGUUUACCACUGGAGUCUGAAGAUGGCAUUUCAGAAUUAACUCAUCUUCAAUUGGCCGAGGAUUUGGUCUUUUGUUCGUAUCGAGACGGCACAAUCGUAGCGUGGGAUAUAAUGGAAAAAGCUGUUAGUUUUCGGUUCAAAGACGAAAAUAUUAGUGGUUGCGAUUUGAAAAUUCAUACUGCCCAUGGCUUAUUGGUUAGUUUUGUGACAGUAACUGGGUCAGUUAGGGGUUGUGAUCAGACCAGAUUUUCAGUACGAUCCGUUCAAAAACCUUUUAGCAUUGUUGCAGAAGAAUUGACAAAACGAAUUCCUUGUGCCAGAGUGAAAGAUGUAACGUCCGAUAAUAAUUAUUUUGUUGUAUUCUUGUUUUGCUCAAACAACUAUGUCGUUUCGGCUGAAGAUGUUAAGAUUCAGCUUCGGUCCAUAGAUACUUUUGAGAUCCUUCGCGAAAUUUGUGGAAUUAUGCCAUCGGAUCACGUAUUCAAAUACUUUGAUGGGUGGCUUGUAGCUGGAAUUCGAACCAUUCGUAUAUGGGACAUAGAGAAAAGUAAUUGUCAGCACGUCAUUCCACAUUCAAACAGUAGUACAGAGGAAUAUGAAACGCUAGUGGUUGAUGUCCAACUUGACGGUGAGCGUCUCAUAAUUCGCGAUAAUUCUGGGACGUUUAAAGUUUGGUUGUUUUGUUGUAAUAAGGAAGUGAAUUUUUCAAACAGAAUAGGACGUCUUUCAAACAAUAGUCUUUCAAUAUCAUCAGAACCUAUUGCGAGAAGAUGUGAAAAGUUUAAGUUUGAUGAGCUCCAAAUUAUUACGGUAGAAAGAGUCCAAGACGACAUUCGUGGCCCAUUUGACCUGCUUGUAAUGAGAAAUUUUUUCUGAUAUGACCACUGUUUACUGGUUAUAUCAUUGCAUCUCUUAAUUUGUGAAAACUACAUAAACUGUAAACAAUGGCAAGAAAAAUUCAAAAUGUUCCUUUCUAUUCUUUCAAUUUACAACCUUAGGCAUGAGAGCUACUGCUUGCUUAAUCCUUUUUCAAAUAAUCUCUUUCUACAACCAGGGAUUCAUAGCUGAAAGUUAAUUUUUUACUGAAAAAUGUCCCAAUGGUAUCUCAAAGUGUUUAUCUGGUAGCAUUAUGCUUCCCAUUAGUUUAUUUUAAAAAUUGUAUUUACCUUGAUUUCAUUAUUAAUUCAUUCAAUUACCUGACAUGAAUAUAAUUUCCAUAAUAGCAAAAACACAAUUGCUCAAAGCUAAAAAGAGAUGUAUACAUGAAAGGUGACAUGCAUUUAAAAAAUUCUUUGCUGGCAAGAACGAAGUUUUCGUGUAAUGUUUCCUAUGCAAUUCGAUGAUAUACGCACAUAUACGUGUCGACAUUUGUCUUUCAGGUAAA
Molecule: messenger RNA, 2069 nt
Organism: Daphnia magna
Lineage: Eukaryota; Metazoa; Arthropoda; Branchiopoda; Diplostraca; Daphniidae
Product: F-box/WD repeat-containing protein 1A
Exons: 2
Coding region: 218-1561 (447 amino acids)
Molecular function (GO): protein binding
Source: RefSeq, a predicted model, not a curated record